AAACCAGGCUCCUGCAUUUUUCUUCGAGUCUUUCGUCAGAGUUGAAGUUUAGAGCCAUUCAAAGAGAGGAACCGAAUAUCCAUCCUCACUUUUCAGAUCAGAAGCCUUCUCAAAAUGGCUUUCAUUAACAAACCCAAGAAACCCAUUACUCCUUUCAAAUCCAAUCUAUGCACCACACUUUUCUUCAUAGUUCUCUUCACCAUCCCGGUCCUUUUUCUGCUGCACACCCCUACCACCUCCAUAUGCACCAGCUUUGCCACUCAUGUCAAACCUUGGUCCGGCGAUCUCCGAACUGCUCUGUUUCCGUGGAACCGUCUUCCAUUAAUCGAAGGCCAUCCUCCUCCUAUUGCUCUCAAAAUUGCUGUAUUUUCUCGCAAGUGGCCCAUCGGUACAACACCCGGUGGCAUGGAGCGCCACGCGCAUACCCUGCACACUGCUCUAGCAAUUCGUGGUCAUCAAGUUCAUGUCUUCACCUCUCCUCACCUUAAUGAAAAAGGCCUAUUGUCCCUAAAGCUAAAUAAUAGCCUUGGAAAUCUAUCUAAUUUUUCGCCCUACAUUCACUGCCAUGAAGGUGAACCAGGCCAGUGGCGCUAUAAUAAAGCUUGGGAACAAUUUUUGGAGGAAAACCAGAGCAAACCAUUCGAUGUGGUUCACUCGGAAAGUGUUGCACUUCCUCAUUGGUUUGCUCGUCAACUUCAAAACCUAGCUGUUUCAUGGCAUGGCAUAGCUCUUGAGAGCUUACAAUCUGACAUUUUCCAAGACUUGACUCGAAAACCCAAUGAGCCAAUAUCUCCAGCUUUCAACAGAAGUAUACAAGGGGAAGUCCCCAAGGUACUGAAUGAGAUAAGAUUCUUUAGAAAUUAUGCCCACCAUAUUGCCAUUAGUGAUAGUUGUGGGGAGAUGCUUAGGGAUGUGUAUCAAAUCCCUGAUAAAAGAGUCCAUGUUAUUCUCAAUGGUGUUGACAAUCACGAGUUUGGAAAGGAUUUGAGAUUAGGCCGUGAGUUCAGGUCUAAAAUUGGCAUCCCCAAUAAUGCAAGCUUAGUGCUUGGCGUGGCUGGAAGGUUAGUUAGGGACAAAGGCCAUCCUCUACUCUACGAAGCAUUCAUUAAGCUCAUAAAGAAGCAGCCUGGUGUCUAUUUGAUUGUCGCUGGAUCUGGUCCAUGGGAGCAAAGGUACAAGGAUUUGUGGCCUCAAGUCCUAGUUUUGGGGUCUAUGAAUCCAUCCGAAUUGAGAGCUUUCUACAAUGCCAUUGAUAUAUUUGUAAAUCCAACACUUAGACCACAGGGGCUUGAUCUUACCCUAAUGGAGGCCAUGAUGAGUGGGAAGCCUGUAAUCGCUUCUAGGUUUCCAAGCAUCAAAGGUACAAUUGUUGUUGAUGAUGAAUAUGGUUUCAUGUUUGCUCCAAACGUGGAUUCGUUGCUGGAAGCACUUGAAGCAGUGGUUGAGGAAGGUCCAGAGAGGCUAGCCCAAAGGGGAAAGGCUUGCCAGGAAUAUGCAGCUUCCAUGUUUACUGCAAGUAAGAUGGCCUUGGCAUAUGAGAGGUUAUUCCUCUGUAUCAAGAAAGAAACAUUUUGUAACUAUCCUUAGAUUAAUAUAGACCUCCUUUCCAUUUGAUUUC
Messenger RNA from Carya illinoinensis, 1618 nucleotides. RefSeq lists its product as uncharacterized. The record is from RefSeq and is a predicted model, not a curated record. Lineage: Eukaryota; Viridiplantae; Streptophyta; Magnoliopsida; Fagales; Juglandaceae. The coding region runs from base 115 to 1587 and encodes 490 amino acids. Gene Ontology annotation, molecular function: glycosyltransferase activity. The transcript has a single exon.